GCAUGGGCGGUCGACAGCCCGCUUCUCAUCCCGGGGCCGCAGAACAUCAAUCUCACACUCACGACAGCUGGGCGUGAGAAGACAAAAGAAAAAAAAGAUAAUGGCGUCUGAUAUCCUCUUCGCAUCCGCCAUCGUUAUCAGCGGCGAUGAGGCCGCUGAGCCGCGGGUCGCCGACGUGCUCGUGUCCGGCGGCAUCGUGACCCGGAUCGGGGCUCCGGGGUCCGUCGACGCCAAUGCCGGUCCGGCCCGGCGCAUCGAUGCGAGCGGCCAUGUGCUGUCGCCGGGUUUCAUCGACAUGCACGCCCACUCGGACCUGUACCUGCUGACGCACCCGGAGCACGAGGCCAAGAUCACCCAGGGAUGCACGACCGAAGUCGUCGGCCAGGAUGGCAUCUCGUACGCCCCCGUGCGCAGCGAGGAGCAGAUGCGCGCCAUACGGGACCAGAUCGCCGGCUGGAACGGCAACCCAUCCGACGACGAGUGCGCCGCCGCGCCGCUCCGGGACGUGGGCAUGUUCGCCUGGCGGACGCUGGGCGAGUAUCUCGACUGCCUCGAGCGCAACCGCACCGCGACCAACGUGGCGGCGCUCGUGCCCCAGGGCAACCUGCGGCUGCUCGCCUGCGGGCCGUACGACACGAGGGCCGAGCCGCACGAGAUUGACGACCAGGUCAAGCUGCUGCGCGAGGCCAUGGACCAGGGCGCCGUGGGCAUGUCGAGCGGCCUGACGUAUACCCCUGGCAUGUAUGCGUCCACGUCUGAGCUGGCGGUCCUCUGCAAGGUCCUGGCAGACGAGUACCCCGGUGCCUUUUACGCGCCGCACCACCGCAGCUACGGCUUCAAGGCCAUCGAGAGCUACGCGGAGAUGCUCGAGCUGGGCCAGACAACAGGCUGCCCGGUCCACCUCACGCACGCGACCCUCAACUUUUCCGAAAACAAGGGCCGCGCCCCCGAGCUCGUCGCCAUGGUGGACGAGACCCUCGCCAAGGGCGUCGACGUCACGCUCGACACGUACCCUUACCUGCCGGGGUGCACGACCCUCGCGGCUCUGUUGCCGAGCUGGGCCUCGUCGGGAGGACCGGCCGAGACGCUGAAACGCCUCGAGGAUGCGGCUACUCGCGAGGAGAUUCGCAUCGCCGUCGAGGUCAAGGGCUGCGACGGAGGCCACGGCAUCCCUACCAACUGGGACGAGAUUCAAAUUGGCUCGGCAAACGACCCCAGCAUCGCGUCCUGGUCCGGCCGCCGCGUCGGCGAGGUUGCGCGCGCCGUCGGCCGGCCGGCCAUUGACAUCUUCUUCGAGAUCCUGCGCAAGGAGCGCCUGGCGACGAGCUGCCUCAUGCACAUUGGCAACGAGGAGAAUGUCCAGCACAUGAUGCAGCACCGCGUGCACAUGGCGGGCAGCGACGCCAUCCUCCACGGCAAGACGCUGCACCCGCGCGCGUACGGCACCUUUACGCGAUACCUGGGCCAUUACUCGCGCGACCUCGGCCUGCUCAGCCUGCCGGACGUCAUCGCCCACAUGACAUCGCGGCCCGCCAAGCGCCUGGGCGUGUAUCCGCACCGCGGCCUGCUGGCCGAGGGGUCGGCGGCGGACCUGGUGCUCUUCGACCCGCAGACGGUCAAGGACAUGGCGACGUUUGAGGAGCCCAAGGUGCCGAGCCGCGGCAUCAGGUUCGUCCUCGUCAACGGCGAGGUGGCGGUCGACGAGGGCAAGAUGACGGGUGCCCGUGGGGGCAAGAUCCUGCGCAGGAAAGACGGCAAGGUGGUUGGGUGAUGAGUCGGGGCUGUUGGAGCAGUAGGAGGCGGCGAUGUGCAUCAUCUAAUGAGAAGACGCGGGAUGAAAUAUAGUCUCGCCGCGAUGUGAACGCUACGCUUUUGCCGAACAGACUCGCUACCGCCAUCCCUCGCCCCGUAAUGAGCGA
Messenger RNA from Purpureocillium takamizusanense, 1919 nucleotides. RefSeq lists its product as uncharacterized. The coding region runs from base 101 to 1771 and encodes 556 amino acids. The transcript has 6 exons. Gene Ontology annotation, molecular function: hydrolase activity, acting on carbon-nitrogen (but not peptide) bonds. Lineage: Eukaryota; Fungi; Ascomycota; Sordariomycetes; Hypocreales; Ophiocordycipitaceae. The record is from RefSeq and is a predicted model, not a curated record.